AUGAUCUGCGGGGGUUGCCGUCUAUUAAUGAACACAGAUUGUUCCUUACAUUGCCACACUUGUGAUAUCAACUAUCACUAUGAAUGCCUAAAUAUAAACAAGGAGCAGUUUGUAUCGCUUUCUACGGAAUUUCGUUCCUCUUGGACCUGCCCUGCAUGUGUGAAUGUAACAAGACGUAUAAAAACUAACUUAAGCACACCUGUACGUCACAAUCAGGUACCAUCUACGGAGCAGUCUAUGGACCUAUCGUGCGAAAUUCUGAACAAAAGUGAGGCGCACAUACCAUCAGAUUCGGUCUCCAUCGAGAAAUUUAAUGAACUGCUUAAUACUAUCAAUUUGUGGCGUAACGACAUUAAAUCUAACAUAAUGAGUAUUAGAGACGAAAUUAAGAAUGAUAUGAACUCUAACUUUAUGAGUAUUAGGGAAUAA
Parnassius apollo (apollo) is the source of this 429-nucleotide messenger RNA. The record is from the annotation of a GenBank genome assembly. Lineage: Eukaryota; Metazoa; Arthropoda; Insecta; Lepidoptera; Papilionidae.